Messenger RNA from Manduca sexta (tobacco hornworm), 595 nucleotides. RefSeq names its product cuticle protein 64-like (gene CPH32). The transcript is spliced from 2 exons. The coding region runs from base 87 to 422 and encodes 111 amino acids. The record is from RefSeq and is a predicted model, not a curated record. NCBI's taxonomy places the organism in Eukaryota, Metazoa, Arthropoda, Insecta, Lepidoptera, Sphingidae.
AUAUAAGGCGCGCAGGGCCUCGGCAGGACAUAGUGCUCGCACAGUCGCUCCCUCGUCACCACCCUACACACCACACAACAAACAACAUGAAGGCUGCUCUCUGCAUUUUGUUGCUGGCCGUCGCCGCGCACGCCGUCGAGGAGAAGAAGAACGAGAAGCGCGGCCUUCUCGGGCUCGGAUACGGUGCUGCGGUCGCUGCGCCCGCGCCGAUCAUCUCGCACGGAUUCUACGACCACGGCGUGUACGGGCACGGCCUCGCCGCCGCCGCGCCGCUCGUGUCCCACGGCUACUACGGCCACGGGCUCGGCCUGUACGGACACGGCGUCGCCGCCGCCCCGGUGCUGGGACACGGCGUUGCCUACAGCGCGCCGCUCUACGGCUCCCUCGGCUUCGGACAUGGCUUCGGACAUGGAUGGCAUUGAGCGACACUUCAAGUAAUAUUAAGCAGGCAGGUUGUCAGAACUAGCAAACUGUUGUCGACAGUAUGCGCAGUUUAUUAGAUGACUUGAUUUAGUGUACGCGUGUAUCCGAGUGCCAAAUUAAUUGUUCAAUUACGUCCUCGUUUCAUAUUUUAAUAUAUUUUUUUCUAAAAAAA